UCAUUCAAAAGGCGCGCACGGUGCGCGGCCGGCCCCCAGCACUCGCCUCGCGGGGACCCUGGCGCCGCGUCGGACGCGGAGCUGAGCUGGUGCUGCCGGCCAGGUAAGGAGAGCGCGUUCGGCCCGCAGCCCCGCUCUGCUCCUCUGAGGAAGUUCUCCCGCGCGGCGGAUGCGGCAGCCCCACUGUCUUGCUCCGACCUGUCCCGUCGCGGCGCAUCCCGGAGCUCCCCGACUGCGCGUCCUCCCCACACCCGGCGCUGCGCAGUCUGUCCGAAGUGGUCCUGAGACGUGGUGACUGUUGACGCGUUAGUACUUGAGGCUCAGAGAACCACAGUGACUUGUUCAAGGUUCAAAGUCAGGACGGUGCCUGGACUGGAGCCCUGUGAGGUGCUUGGAGAGGAUCACCACCUUCCUGGUCAAUGUCACUCCAGGGCCUGAUGAUGAAGUGGACCUUGCUGGGCUGGCCCCUGUCUUGCCUCUUUGUGCUGCUGCCCUGGCCUCUGGCCACUCCAACAUCAAUAACUCCUUGGCUGUGUCCACCGGGCAAGGAACCUGACCUGGACCCAGGGCAGGGCACAUUAUGCCGAACCUGCCCCCCAGGCACCUUCUCAGUCUUAUGGGACUCCCAUCCAUGCCAGCCUCAUUAUCGCUGCAGCCUUCGAAGGAGGUUGGAGGCCCAGGCUGGCACAUCAACUCAUGAUACAGUGUGUGGAGACUGCCAGCCUGGAUGGUUUGGGUCUCGGGGAGUUCCUCAUGUUCCAUGUCAGCCAUGCUCCAAGGCACCUCCAAAUACUGGUGGCUGUGACGAAUCAGGGCGACGGACCCGGCGUGGUGUGGAAGUGGCAGCAGGUACCGGUAGCAACAGUGAGCCUCGGCAGUCUGGGAACAGCACUCGGGCAGGCGGCCCUGAGGAGACAGCUGCCCAGUAUGCCGUGAUCGCCAUCGUACCUGUCUUUUGCCUCAUGGGGCUUCUGGGGAUUCUGGUGUGCAACCUGCUCAAGCGGAAGGGUUACCACUGCACGGCCCACAAGGACGUUGGGCCCAGCCCUGGAGGAGGAGGCAGUGGGAUCAAUCCCGCCUAUAGGACAGAGGAUGCCAACGAGGACACCAUUGGAGUUCUGGUGCGCCUGAUCACAGAAAAGAAAGAGAAUGCAGCAGCCCUGGAGGAGUUGUUGAAAGACUAUCACAGCAAACAGCUGGUCCAGACAAGCCACAGGCCUGUACCUAGGCUGCUGCCAGCCUCCCCCAGCAUGCCGCACAUCUGUCCGCACCGCCACCACCUCCACACUGUGCAGGGCCUGGCCUCACUCUCUGGCUCCUGCUGCUCCCGUUGUAGCCAGAAGAAGUGGCCAGAGGUGCUGCUGUCUCCUGAGGCAGCAGCUGCCGUCACUCCUGCUCCCACCCUCCUGUCCAACCCAUCCAGGGCUCCCAAAGCUAGUGCCAAGGCAGGACGUCAGGGUGAGAUCACCAUCUUGUCUGUGGGCAGGUUCCGUGUGGCUCGUAUUCCUGAGCAGCGAACCAGUUUGUUGUCAUCUGAAGUGAAGACUGUCAUGGAGGCUGGGCCUUCGGGGGGUGAUCUUCCUGACUCCCCACAGCCCAGUCUUCCCCCUGAGCAGCGGGCACUGCUGGGAAGUGGUGGGAGCCAUGCUAAAUGGCUGAAGCCUCCCGUAGAGAACAAGACAGAGGAGAACCGCUAUGUGGUUCGGCUAAGUGAAAGCAAUUUGGUCAUCUGAUGGGCUGUCCAGAGUUAGACGUUCUGCCCUGCUCUGGGAGGUUCUGAAGGCUUUCUGCAGGAGAGAGAGCUGCAGCUGGGACCGAGGACCAAGAUCAAAGGCCUAGCAGACAAAACAGCAAAGACCAAGGCCUGGAGGUGGGACCGUCUGCCCCACUGAGGAGGCAGCUCGCCGCGCAGCAAGUGAGCAGGAGAUCAAGAGCCCAACCCAUUCCUGCAGCCCUAGUCAAUUCCCUGCAGGGUGCCCUAACCUGUGCCUGUCCUGAACACAUCAUAGGAGCCCUCUGUCUUCUAGGAGUCUGGUUUGGCGGAGGAGUGGUGUCUGUACCUGGUCCCCAGCUUGUGCCUUGGGAACUAGUCACUCUUGCCGUGUCCUGGAUCCUGGACAUGCCUCCCUCUCUUCUGGCAGGCCCUGUAAUGGGAAGGGGUAGCAAAGGGCCCUGUUCUGGUGGCAGAGUACCUAGGUCCCAGCUUUUCUGACUGUGAAGUGAAGGAAGGAGAGCUCAGUUCCCAGGACCUUUCCAGUUCUUUACGGAAAGGUCCAGUUCUGUUGGGGGAGCUUGACUUUGCUACCCUCCUAUUAGUGGCUUUAUCUGGCCUGUUUCUGCUGCUUCCUGGGCUUUGCCCUUCAAGGCUCCCAUUGGACUAUUAUGGCAAUGCCUACAGAAGGGGCUUAAUGCAUGUGCCUGCCCCCACCCUGCUACUUUUAAAGAAACUGAAAAAUUACCUGACUUGCACAGGCUCUGGUGCAGAGCCUCAGGCCACCCUGCUGCCUUCGAACUCUGAAGCUGACGGGAGAGGAAGAUGGCCGCCUAGAAAGUGCCUCUGGUCUGUGGUUUCCAUGCUCCUGUGGUAGUGUCUGCCUGAGUUUUUGGUAGCAGGGGUAACUGCCAAUCCAGCCUUAGUCUCUGCUCUGACUCAGGGCCUGGUUAUUUAUGUGGGGCCGCGCAGGCGCGGGGCCCACUGUCCAUCCCAUCCCAUCUCUUAUUUAUUGAAACCUGCUGCUGCCCUGUCCCUGCAUCUCCAACCCCACACACUUGAGUAAUAAAAGGUGGAAAGUG
Messenger RNA from Chionomys nivalis (European snow vole), 2793 nucleotides. RefSeq names its product RELT TNF receptor (gene Relt). Gene Ontology annotation, biological process: amelogenesis; apoptotic process. Gene Ontology annotation, molecular function: protein binding. The coding region runs from base 420 to 1733 and encodes 437 amino acids. Lineage: Eukaryota; Metazoa; Chordata; Mammalia; Rodentia; Cricetidae. The record is from RefSeq and is a predicted model, not a curated record. The transcript is spliced from 12 exons.